AGCCCGUUUACCGAGCGCACUCCGGACGUCGUCCCCGAACGCUGUCAGCUCUUCUCACCUUCUCACCGUCAGCCUCUUUCAGCGUUUUUACCUCCUACGUUGGAAGAUACUUGUCUGUCUACAUUGCUGCCUUCCAAUCCAUCCAUUUGGCACUUACCUCCAUCGCCAUUCUCUCCAGGAUGUCACUGAAGGUACAGACCAGUAAUGUGACCAACAAGACAGACCCAAAGUCCAUCAAUUCACGGGUGUUUAUUGGCAACCUGAAUACAGCGGUGGUCAAGAAGUCUGAUGUUGAGAGCAUCUUUUCCAAGUAUGGCCGUGUGCUUGGCUGUUCUGUGCACAAGGGCUAUGCCUUUGUCCAGUACGCCAGUGAGAGGCAUGCCAGGGGAGCUGUGAUUGGGGAGAACGGCAGGGUGCUGGCAGGACAAACACUCGAUAUCAACAUGGCGGGAGAGCCAAAGCCCAGACCCAAAGGCCUGAAACGAUCAGCAGCUUCUCUCUACAGCGGCUAUGAGUUUGAUUAUGACUACUACAGAGAAGACUUCUAUGACAGGUUGUUUGAGUACCGUGGCAGAGUGUCUCCUGUUCCACGUGUGGUGCCAGUCAAACGCCCGAGAGUGGCUGUGCCCCUUGUACGACGGGUCAAGUCUCUGCCUGUCAAACUGCUGGCGUGUAACGCCUCCAUCCUCCCAACCAGCAAUGGCAACAAACAAAGAUCAGUGAAAGGCACAGAGCUUCAGGCGAUAAAGUCAGAGUUGACUCAGAUUAAAGCCAACAUCGAGGCUUUGCUGGGCAGACUGGAGCAGAUCACAGAAGACCCACACAUAGCUGCCACAGAUUUGAUCAAUACAGAGGAGUGCAAGAGUGAGGAGGCAUGGCAGGGAGGGGAGGAAUCAAGUUCAGAGCUUGAAGAUGAGGAUGAGCAGAGACAGAACAGCGAAGCUGAAGAGGAGGAGGAAGAUGAAGAAGAGGAGGAGGGAGAGCACACACAGGAUGACACCCACAACCACAUGGUAUUAGGAACUGUGGAGGGAGAGACAGAAGGGGAGAGAGAAAAGCGCUCUGGACAGACAGAACUAGAGAACAGAAAAGGAAGACCAUCAAACAGCAGGGAUCAUGAGACUCACAAGCUCACUCACUAACACAGACAAAACUGUAAAAACACAGCAAAGAGAUAUACUUGACACUUUGUCCAAGCCACAGGAAGAUAAUAAAACAGCAGGUUACUGCCUGAGUGCAUAAAAUGAAUUACACACACUAGCACACCAACACACACAUUGAUAUGAAGAAGACAAAAAAAAAACAAAAAAACUUAGCGAUGGAGCCAGAUUCACUGUGUCAGAGCAACAGGGGGAUAGUAAAGACAGCAGGCUGUUGUCAAAACACAUCUUAAACUGACAGAUUCAUUCACUCACAGAAGAGCUCUCUUUGGGAAAGCUGGAGCUUGUCAAACCAUCUGUUGCUUUAUAAGGCCAUAAAAUAUGACUGAAUGGACAACAUAUAGAGAUUGUUAUUUUUAGUAUAGAUUCUUUAAUAUCAAGGUAAAAAAAAAUCCCGGGGGCUAUUAUUGUUGCAGAAUUAUUUGCAAGAGUUGAGCAGAGAGUUGCAUACCUCAAUCAGUGUGUGAGUAAUCAGAUUUGUAAACAUGUAAAAAAAAAAAUCUUCAAAUAUGUACUGAGAUUUGUUCAUGUCUACAUCAGUCAUGUAUUCAAUCUGUGUAUGUUUGUAAUGACAUUUGUAAUCAAAUCCCAGCACGCGUAGAUUAUCUGUCACAUUUUGCAAAUCUAAGCAUGCACACCAGGACUUUUCUAAUCGUUCUGUUACAAUUAUAGCCUCAUAAAAUCCCAAAUAUCAAGUGACAGUGUUCUGCCAGGCCGGGCUAAAAUUGCAAGGGAAAUAGGAUGGUAAAUGCCGAACAUCAUGCAAUGAACUAAAAGACAACAUAAAAAGAUGCUGAUGAGCAAAUAUUUCACAUGUGCAUGUAUUCACUGUCGCUUGGGUAGUAUAGGCUCUACACAAAUAAACCAACAUGUAAAAUUAACCAGACAAGUACACAAAGCAGCAACAUUUUACUUGACAGUUUCUGAUGGAUGGAGUGCUGGAGGGCGUAUAUAUGCUUGACGAUUCAUGCUCACACACGUGUGAACAUGCAU
Messenger RNA from Neolamprologus brichardi, 2153 nucleotides. RefSeq names its product RALY heterogeneous nuclear ribonucleoprotein (gene raly). The record is from RefSeq and is a predicted model, not a curated record. NCBI's taxonomy places the organism in Eukaryota, Metazoa, Chordata, Actinopteri, Cichliformes, Cichlidae. Gene Ontology annotation, molecular function: RNA binding. Gene Ontology annotation, cellular component: nucleus.